UAAAAGGUAUAUUUAGAUACAGACCAGCGCCAUAACUGUUCUUGAGAGAGAUCGAGAGAGAUAUCGAGAGAGAUUGAGAGAGAUCGAGAGAGAUAGAAAUGAGAGACGACAAGAGCACCGGAAAUUCCUUCUUCUCCAAUUUCUGGUCAUCGGCACUUCGAGCCAAGCCACUGCCAUCUCACUCCGACAGUAUCAACUUACAGGCUGUUUCCGGCGAUGGCCUCGUUCGACGACUCGGCCUGUUCGACCUACUCCUUAUCGGAAUCGGCGCUUCAAUCGGCGCAGGAAUCUUCGUAGUCACCGGUACCGUCGCGCGCGAAGCCGGUCCCGGAGUAACCAUCAGUUUUUUGCUAGCAGGAGCAUCUUGUGUUCUCAAUGCUCUUUCUUAUGCUGAAUUAGCUUCUCUUUUUCCAGCUGUUGUUGGGGGAGCGUAUUUAUAUACUUACUCGGCUUUCAAUGAGCUUACUGCUUUUCUUGUGUUUGGACAGCUGAUGUUGGAUUAUCAUAUAGGUGCAGCUAGUAUAGCUAGAAGCUUAGCUAGUUAUGUAAUUGCAAUACUAGAACUCUUUCCCCUUUUCAAGGAUCAUAUACCGAGUUGGAUUGGUCAUGGUGGAGAGCCGUUUCUUGGUGUUUUCUCUAUUAAUAUUUUAGCUCCAAUCAUCCUUGUGUUUCUAACCAUUGUUCUUUGUCGGGGUGUUGGGGAGUCUUCUAUAUUGAAUUCAGUCAUGACUACGACCAAGAUAUUAAUUGUCCUAAUCAUCAUAUGUAUCGGGGCAUUUAAAGUUGAUGUUUCAAAUUGGUCUCCUUUUGUUCCACAUGGUGCCAAAUCAGUACUGAGUGGAGCAACCAUAGCGUUCUUCGCUUAUGUUGGAUUUGAUGCAGUUGCUAACUCAGCUGAAGAAUCUAAAAGACCGCAGCGGGACUUGCCAUUAGGAAUAAUGGGAAGUCUUAUCAUUUGUGCGACUUUAUAUAUUGGGGUUUGCCUAGUAAUCACGGGUAUGGUCCCUUAUAAACUCCUUGAUGAAGACGCUCCCUUGGCCGAAGCAUUCAAGUCUAAGGGCUUGAAGUAUGUUUCUGUACUUAUUAGCGUUGGUGCUGUUGCUGGUCUUACUACUACUCUUCUUGUCGGUCUUUAUGUUCAGUCUAGGUUGUAUCUUGGGCUAGGAAGAGAUGGUUUAUUACCUAAAGCAUUUGCGAAGGUACACCAAACACGCCACACGCCAAUUAAUUCUCAAGUCUGGGUUGGCAUUAUUGCUGGUGUUCUUGCAGCGCUGUUGAAUGUGCAUGUUCUCUCCCACAUUCUUUCUGUUGGCUCAUUGACAGGCUACUCUGUUGUCUCCGCGUGCGUGGUAACACUCCGAUGGAAAGAUAAGGCUUCCUCCUCUGGUCAAAUAUCUAAAAGGUUUAUCUCAAGAGAGAGUGAAGGCAUCCUUUGCCUUAUCUUGAUUGGCUGCUGCGGUUUUGCUACUGGAGCCUUCUUUCGUUUUGAUGUUUCAUUUAUCUUUAUGAUUGUUGCUGCCGUGAUCGCUGCUCUUGCUGCUGCUGCCCUUUAUUGCCGCCAUGCGUAUACAAAACCAACAGGUUUUUCUUGCCCUGGAACACCGAUUGUACCAGCUGUGUGCAUCUUCUUCAACAUGUUUCUCUUUGCUCAGUUACACUAUGAAGCUUGGGGGAGAUUCAUUAUCCUAAACAUUAUUCUAAUAUCAACUUAUGCAAUUUAUGGACAAUAUCAUGCCAACCCGGUUGCAUCUACCAAACCUCAAGAUGGCAAUGUGUGAUUUCGACAUUAUCGGUAUGGAAUAAUGUUUAUAGAAAUUAUAUAUUGUUUAUGUAAGUUAUGGAUAUAAAAGAUGCGGCUGCUUGAGAUAAUAAAUUGAUAAAUAUAACAAAACUUGUUUGGUAUAAGAGUUUGGCUGUUUGUUACA
This is a messenger RNA of Impatiens glandulifera, 1925 nucleotides long. Its product is annotated as cationic amino acid transporter 9, chloroplastic-like. The transcript has 9 exons. The record is from RefSeq and is a predicted model, not a curated record. Gene Ontology annotation, molecular function: amino acid transmembrane transporter activity. The coding region runs from base 99 to 1778 and encodes 559 amino acids. Gene Ontology annotation, cellular component: membrane. NCBI's taxonomy places the organism in Eukaryota, Viridiplantae, Streptophyta, Magnoliopsida, Ericales, Balsaminaceae. Gene Ontology annotation, biological process: transmembrane transport; amino acid transport.